GUACAAUGGGAGAUACAAAUUUUCGCAUUCAAGUCGUUUUGUCAUUGCAGACACCCUAUAUAGAGAAGCUUGAACAAAUCGGCCGACGAAACCGAUCAAUAAGUAGAGGAAGACUGUUUUGUCGGCCAACGCAACGUAACGCGCCGUGCUAUAGAGUAGUUACAACGCGUGUGAAUCAUGUUUCGGUAAUUCCCACUAUCCCGGAGUACCACGGGUUUUCUUUCGUCUAUCAAAAUAAUUCAACAAUGGUAUCGCUCGAAGAUAGUUGGAAGGAAGCCACGGAGGGCUUAGACGAGGUGGUCUGCGAUACUUGGUUCACGAGGAUACAGGAAGUUUACUCAGAAGAGAAACGCACGUAUCAUAACCUGGACUCACUCAGAGAGAAAUUGAAUCAUUAUUACGAGAUCAAGAACAACCUGAAGAACCCGCAAGCCGUAUUGCUCGCAAUAUUCUUUCAAAAUUUCGAAUACGAACCCAAAGCUAUGGAUGAUGAAGACAAGAACCUUGAGCACUUUAACGCUUUCGCUGAUGAAGCCGAAAUUCCACCGGAUGCAGAGCUCAAAGAGGAGACGUGCGCUCUGCUCAAAGUAGCGGCGACUCACAGUACCGAGGCUCAUAAGGUGGGUGGUGCUUUCGGCGGCGAAGAUGCCCACUACUUCUUGGAUUUGGACAUGGCGGUGCUCGGCUCUUCGCCGGGCAAUUAUGCCGAGUAUAGGGAGCGAAUACGUGGAGAAUAUUAUUUCCUUAGCGAACCUAUGUACACGGCGCUACGGUUGAAAGUGUUGCAGAAUUUCCUGCAAAUCCCGAACAUCUUCGCUACUAUGGAAUUUCGCGACAAGUUAGAGGAACAAGCGCGACAGAACAUCCAGGCGGAGGUAGAGAUGCUGUCUUAGAACAUCCAUUGUUUUGUCUUGCUUCAGAACUACGGAAAGAAAAUAUAUUACUAAAUAUUUAAUAUUAAAUAUUUAUAUAUCACACGAUUAUUAUAAAUAUUUAAUAUUAAAUAUUAUCGAGGGUUCUCUCUCAAUAUGCAAUUGCUAUUCGAUUUUUAAUGAGAAUCCGCCGAUGAUAAGAACUUGCUUCAAUCUAACCAAAGGUUUUGACAUUGAACAUAAUCAGUAACAUGGUGCGAAGAGGAUUUCGACACCUACCUCAUUACAGUGACAUGUUCGUUGUUGAUUCCGCGCAAAGGUACAGCGAAUGUCAAACCGCUUAUUCAUUCAUAAUUAAUGAGAAUCUCUCGAUGAAUGCGGAGAGAACGUUAAUCCGCUGUUUCUCGUGCACGAGUCACCUCAAGUAUGUUGAAUUUAAUUAUAUAUAUUGUCGUUUUCCGUAAUUAGUUUAUAUAUUUAUUAAAUAUAAUAAUUGUACAUAUAAUUAGUUCUUCGUUCCAACUAUUUUUUUCUGAAUGUACGAAUCUAUAUCAUAUCAUAUCUCAUCGCUUACGCACAAUUUCUCCAUGGAGAUACUCUGUAUGAAAUUUCUUGGGUGGAAAUUUCACGGCUCGUUAGUACAGUUUAAUGAGUUACUUUAAUAAAUUUAGUUAGAUAAGUUAACUUAGUUUAAUAAUUAUCUAAUUGAUCGUCGGAAUUAUCUCACUGUUCGGACUUGCGUAAUGGGGCGAGAAUGAAACUUAGAGAAUAAUAAUCGCAAUUGUCGUAUCAUCGGAAUUUAUAAAAUGGAAUUGACACGCGUUUAUGGAUAAAUGUAAUAACGAGUAUAUAUAUUUUAGAAAGAAUAUUUUCACGCGAGAGAGUGAUCGAAAGAUUGCGAAUUUAAAUUCGGAAGUAACGCUUUGCUCACUCCACACGUGCAGCACGAAACGCUCUCUUUAUCUUUUAUGACUUCGAAGAUCCUUAGAGAUUUUGAGAACUUGUCCGGGAUUCUCGGCAAAUUCGAGAGAUUCCUAGGAACUCUGAUACGUCCAUAGAUCUGAGUGAAAAUCACUGGUGCUUCUCGAAGAUCUUCGAGACAAGCUUAUUUCUUCGACGCCGGUAAUUGUCGGAUUUUGUGCAAAUAAAGUUUAAUCGAUGCUGCAAAAGAAUACAUACUUUAAGACUCGUAUCGAAAUAUUGAGAAAAGAGUUGUUAAGUAAUGAUUAAAUCGCGGCAUUUGGAAAUCCACGACCGAGACAAAAUUCUGGCCGAGAUAUUACGAACGAUGUACAAUGAAAUAAAGAUGAUUAUUAAGUA
Harpegnathos saltator (Jerdon's jumping ant) is the source of this 2192-nucleotide messenger RNA. RefSeq lists its product as uncharacterized. The coding region runs from base 6 to 893 and encodes 295 amino acids. NCBI's taxonomy places the organism in Eukaryota, Metazoa, Arthropoda, Insecta, Hymenoptera, Formicidae. The record is from RefSeq and is a predicted model, not a curated record. The transcript is spliced from 5 exons.